AUGGCGGUCGGCGGCUGUGCUCUCUCAUCGGACAACGUCGUCGUGAAGUCCCCUACUGACCGGCGUCUCUACAGAUACAUACAGCUCGCCAAUGGCCUCUGUGCUUUGCUAGUCCAUGAUCCCGAUAUUUACUCCAAUGAACCUUCGUCCAGUUCAAAGAUGGAAUGCAGCGAAGAUGAAGAUGAGGACGAAGAUGGGGAAGAUGACGAAGAAGACGAGGAUUCGGAAGAUGAUGAGAGCAUCGAGGAGGACGAGGAAGAAGACGAGGUGAAAGGAUUGAAAGAUUCUGUGCAAAAGAAGGCGGCGGCGGCCAUGUGUGUGGGGACCGGAAGUUUUGCGGACCCUUAUGAGGCACAGGGACUGGCACACUUUUUAGAGCACAUGCUCUUCAUGGGGAGUACUGAGUUCCCUGAUGAAAACGAGUAUGAUAGUUACUUGUCCAAGCAUGGAGGCUCGUCAAAUGCAUAUACAGAAACUGAGUACACUUGCUACCAUUUUGAAGUAAAAAGGGAGUUUCUUAAAGGCGCUUUGAUGAGGUUUGCCCAAUUUUUUGUUUCUCCUUUGGUAAAAGCUGAAGCCAUGGAAAGGGAGGUGUUAGCUGUAGACUCAGAAUUCAAUCAGGCUUUGCAAAGUGAUUCCUGUCGCCUGCAACAACUGCAGUGCCAUACUUCUGCUCAUGGUCAUCCUUUCAAUCGGUUCUUUUGGGGGAAUAAGAAGAGCUUGGCAGACGCUAUGGAGAAAGGAGUCAAUUUAAGAGACCGUAUUCUGAAAUUAUACCAUGACAACUAUUAUGGUGAAUCAAUGAAGCUAGUUGUUAUAGGUGGAGAGACUCUUGAAGUCCUUGAAAGUUGGGUUCUUGAAUUAUUUAGCAGUGUAAAGAAAGCACAUUUGGUUAAGCCAGAGACUAGCCCAGACAUUCCUAUUUGGAAAGCUGGCAAACUUUACUGGUUAGAGGCUGUUAAAGAUGUACAUAUCCUUGAUUUAUCUUGGACAUUGCCUUCGCUAAGAAAAGACUAUAAGAAGAAAGCAGAAGACUACCUCGCUCAUCUCCUUGGACAUGAGGGCAGAGGAAGUUUGCAUUUUUUCUUGAAAGCUAAAGGUUGGGCGACUUCUAUAUCUGCUGGUGUCAGUGAUGAAGGGAUGUACCGUUCUUCUAUCGCAUAUAUCUUUGGCAUGUCAAUAUACUUGACCGACUCUGGCUUGGAGAAGAUCUUUGAAAUCAUUGGAUUUGUCUAUCAAUAUCUCAAACUACUGCGUGAAGAUUCUCCUAAAGAAUGGAUAUUUAAGGAACUCCAAGAUAUUGGAAAUAUGGAAUUUAGAUUUGCAGAAGACCAACCUCAGGAUGAUUAUGCUGCAGAACUUGCUGGGAAUCUGCUUGUUUAUCCUCCAGAACACGUCAUCUAUGGUGACUACGCAUAUGAAGUCUGGGACAAGAAUAUGAUUAAACAUCUUUUGGGUCUCUUUAGGCCUGGAAACAUGAGAGUCGACAUAUUAACCAAGUCUUUUGAGAAGUCUAACGAUAUCCAGCAUGAGCCAUGGUUUGCGUCGAAAUAUGUUGAGGAAGAUAUUCCACUGCAUCUGAUGGAUCAAUGGGAAGAUCCUCCUCAAAUUGAUUCCCUUUUACAUCUUCCCUCCAAGAAUGACUUCAUUCCACGUGACUUUUCCCUACGCAGUGACAGGGCAUCUUGUCAGGCUGAGGAUGCAUCAUCUCCAAGAUGUAUACUUGAUGGACCUGGGAUCAAGUUGUGGUACAAGCUUGAUAAGACUUUUAAUCUUCCUCGUGCAAACACAUAUUUCCGUAUAAACCUAAAAGGAGGAUAUAGUAAUAUAAGGAAUGCUCUGUUGACUGAAUUAUUUGUAUUGCUCCUGAAGGAUGAGCUUAAUGAGAUAAUCUAUCAGGCCAGCGUUGCAAAGUUAGAGAGUUCAGUUUCUCUAUAUGGCGACAAGUUGCAGUUAAAGCUUUAUGGUUUCAAUGAUAAACUCUCAGUUCUUUUGUCUAAGAUCCUGGCAGUAGCUAAGUCUUUUUUGCCUAAGGAGGAUCGCUUCAGGGUUGUUAAAGAAGAUCUUGAGAGGACUUUGAGAAACACCAACAUGAAGCCUCUAAGCCAUUCUUCUUAUUUGAGACUGCAAAUUUUAUGUCGAAGUUUCUGGGAUGUGGAGGAAAAGUUAUGCUUGUUAAAUGGUGUCUCCCUUUCCGAUUUAAAGGCUUUCAUUCCUGAUCUUCUUUCGCAGUUGUACGUUGAGGGCCUUUGCCAUGGGAAUUUGCUGGAAGAGGAAGCUAUUCAGAUAUCAGACAUAUUCAAAAGUAAUUUCUCUGUGCUGCCACUUCCACUUGAACUGAGACACAUGGAGCUUGUAAUGUGUCUUCCUCCAAGUGCAGACCUCGUUAGAGAUAUAAGAGUGAAAAAUAAGCUAGAAACAAACUCAGUGGUAGAGCUUUAUUUUCAGAUUGAACCAGAAGAAGGAACAAAGUUGAUUCAGUUAAAAGCACUUAUAGAUCUUUUUGAUGAAAUAGUUGCAGAACCACUUUUUAAUCAACUGAGGACAAAGGAACAGCUUGGUUAUGUUGUUGACUGUGGGCCAAGAGUCACUUACCGGAUUAUAGGAUUUUGUUUCCGGGUUCAAUCUUGUGAAUAUAACCCGGGCUACUUACAAGGGAGGAUUGAGAGCUUCAUAAAUGGCUUAGAAGAGAUGUUGAAUGAGCUUGAUCAUGAGUCAUUUGACAAUUAUAAAAAUGGUUUGACGGGAAAGCUUCUCGAGAAAGACCCAUCUCUUUUAUACGAAACAAAUCGUUUCUGGGAUCAAAUAACAGACAAAAGGUAUAUGUUUGACUUGUCUGCAAAGGAAGCUGAGGAACUAAAAAAUAUUCAGAAGGGAGAUAUUAUCAAUUGGUACCACACUUAUUUACGAAAACCUUCUCCCAAGUGUCGUAGGCUUGCGGCUCGUGUGUGGGGCUGCAACACGGAUUGGAAAGAUGCAGAUUCAAAAGAUGCGUCUCGACAGGGCAUCAGUGGAGCUGCAUUUGUCGAUUUGCUUGCGUUUUGUGUAAAAAGGUGGAAUGAGGUAAGGAGAUAUAUUGAGACAUUGGAUCGUGAGAGCCGACUCAAGAUGAGCGAGGGCAAGCAGUAUCAGCUGGGGACGAUUGGAGCGUUGAGUCUUUCGGUGGUUUCGUCGGUGUCGAUCGUGAUCUGCAACAAGGCACUGAUCAGCACUCUUGGCUUCACGUUUGCUACUACUCUGACUAGCUGGCAUCUCCUUGUUACAUUCUGUUUUCUUCAUAUUGCUCUAUGGAUGAAAUGCUUCCCGAAUUUCGUCGAUACUUUUCGAAAGACCUUCAACCCUACGAUCAACCCGAUCAAUUUGAAAGCCGAGAUCAUCUGUUCUUCGAUCCAAAUCUUCCAAAUGAGCAUCACGUUGGUCGUUGUCUCGUUUUGGCAGCAUCUUGAAUCGAUGACAAAAUUGGCAAUUAUACCAUGCACUGUUCUUUUAGAGACCCUGUUCUUCCGAAAAAUAUUCAGUAGGAACGUCCAGGCAUCCCUUGGUGUUCUUCUCCUGGGUGUUGGAAUUGCGACCGUGACAGAUCUGCAGCUCAAUGUCCUGGGUUCCGUCCUGUCUCUACUUGCAGUUGUUACGACUUGUAUUGCACAAAUUAUGACAAACACCAUCCAGAAAAAGUUCAAAGUUUCUUCUACACAACUUCUGUACCAAUCAUGCCCCUAUCAGGCAAUCACUCUGUUUCUAACUGGACCGUUUGUAGAUGGAAUGCUCACAAACUUGAAUGUAUUUGCGUUCAAUUAUACCCCGAAAGUACUGGCAUUUAUUGUCCUAUCAUGUUUGAUAUCAGUAUCCGUAAACUUCAGUACCUUUCUUGUGAUUGGAAAAACUUCGCCAGUCACUUAUCAGGUCUUAGGGCAUUUGAAAACAUGCCUUGUGCUGGCAUUCGGUUAUGUUCUUCUACGAGACCCCUUUAGUUGGCGGAACAUUCUAGGCAUCCUUAUUGCUAUAGUAGGAAUGGUGCUAUAUUCGUAUUAUUGCACGAUCGAGAGCCAGCAAAAGACCAAUGCAGAAGCAGCACAGUUAUCUCAGGCUAAAGAAAAUGAAUCUGAUCCUCUAUUAAGUGUCGAAAAUGGAGGUGGUAGUUUAUCCGACUCGAGUGUUGCUAGAGCUCCAGGGUGGAAUUCGAACAAGGACCUGCAGGCUUAG
This is a messenger RNA of Striga hermonthica, 4203 nucleotides long. NCBI's taxonomy places the organism in Eukaryota, Viridiplantae, Streptophyta, Magnoliopsida, Lamiales, Orobanchaceae. The record is from the annotation of a GenBank genome assembly.